AUGGCGGCGGCUCGGGGGCAGAAGGAGCUGGGGGCUCUGCCACAGCUAGUGAAGUCGCUGCGGAGUGAUCCUGUCUCUGCCUUCCGUCUCUCAGGAGGACCUUCUCGCUGUACGACCAGAUCAACCUCAUCGACAGCGUCCCCGAAGACGAGCUCCGAUUCCAGUCAAGCCAUAUGCUAUGGCCGCCCUUCCUCCUGCACUUGUGUGGCAGCUGUGGCCUUGCUAGCAGCGGUUACAUCCCUCCCGGGGCCCAUCGAAUCAGGAGCCCUCUUACUGUAUGAUGACACUGGAUUCAAAAUUAACAAUGUAAAAUAUGAAGGCAGCUUAUUGAUUGUAGAGAACAAGAUAAUGACAUGGGCACCCAAAACGUUCUCAGAGAUAACUGCUGAAAGCUUAUCAAUCUUCAAAGUUGUGCACCCUAUCCCAGAGAUCUUGAUUCUUGGUUGUGGAAGACAUAUCCAGCUGGUCAGUCCUGAGCUGCGAAAGUUCAUUCGGUCAACUGGAAUGAAACUAGAAGCUGUCGAUUCAAGGAAUGCGGCUUCAACAUAUAAUAUCCUGAACGAGGAGGGCAGGCCGGUGGCAGCUGCAGUUCUUCCCUAUGGAGUCACUUGUUAA
This is a messenger RNA of Miscanthus lutarioriparius, 615 nucleotides long. The record is from the annotation of a GenBank genome assembly. Lineage: Eukaryota; Viridiplantae; Streptophyta; Magnoliopsida; Poales; Poaceae.